CUUAAGGAACCCCGCUGUGGAAUUCUACAGCUAAACAACAUGGCAGGAAGACUUAAAGCAACCGAGAAGGAACCAGAAACUCCAGUUCCCAGUAUGAAUAUCUCCUUACUGUGUGCCAGGUGUGGGACGGCUUACAGCUUCCUCAUGCAGCAACACCUAUUGUUAUAGAGAGCAAGGUGAGCAAACUCUCUCAACAGGUGCUCCACAGGUGUGGUGUCACGAUGCACAGGAGCAAGAGCACAGGCGGAAGUGCGGUGUUCUACAGACCAGUUGGAACUACAACGGAAGUGAGAUCUGGAUACCUGUUCAAGUCUCCUCCCCAAAAACGGUUGAAGGCAGAGAAAUCAUGGAAGAAGAGGUAUUUUGUGCUGUUCAAAAUCAGUGAGCAGGAACACCUCUUGAAGUACUUCAGGAGUCCAACAGAAAAGGACAGGCCUCUUGGAGGGAUAGACUUAUCGCACAUCUCACUGUUGUAUGUGAGCCCUCAAAACCAUCCAAGAUGGGCGUGGGUGCAGAAGAGCUUCAAGUGCUCACCAUCCUGUGUGCUGUACAUCAGGGCGGCCAACCGGGACUACUUCCUCGUCGGGGAAACCAGCGAGGAAGUGGACGGCUGGUUCUCUGACCUGUUUGAAGCCCUGAAAAACCGGCCGCAUAAAUGUAUGAGUUCAGAGGAUAUGACAAAUGGACAGCAGACAAUUGAGGUUAUUUCAAACCCACUAUUGCGGAGAAAGCAGAGCUCUGAUGCUGUGUCUGAAAAGGCAGCGUUGAAAAUUCGUUCCUUGUCCGACCCAUCCUCAAAUGCCAUGGAUAACGACACUGAAAACUCAAAGGAUGACGGCUAUGCAAAAAGACGUGCAUCAGCACCAGUGAAUCCAAUCUACGACUAUCCGAGAGCCUACAUGCAAUCACAAGAGGCAAAUGGCUCGACCCGUCGCAAAAGCUUGGACUCAGUAUAUGAAUCAAUGCUGGAAGUCAGACUUAACGCACAAGUGGCUCAGGCAGCGGACCGUGAAGUGGAGGAGGUUACCAAGGGCAGCCUGAUGAGAACUGUCACUCAGGCCUUUGACAAGCUGAAGACACAGAUUUCCCCACUGCCCCCAUUCGACGAGGAGACAGCAGCGGAGGACAGAGAAGAAACGCGUCUGACGUCAGACUUCAGCAGCAGCUCCAGUGACAAUGAUGCCACCUCUCCUGUGGAGAUGCUGGAGUCACAAAAUGUGCCCACACUGGAGAAACUAAGCUCAACUGAAAGCCUUGACAUCAUCAGCCCGGAGGAGAGAGAUUUUGAGGUCAAGCAGGCGGAUUUGAAAAAACACCUGACACUGACAGAAGUGGAUGGGAAACCAAGUGUGUCUGGGUGGACGGGCCAGCCCCAGUCAGUGUGCCUGUUUCACAAAGGAGACCAAAUCCUGGCUAUUAACGACCUGCACACCAGUAGCUUGGAGGAGUUCAACAUGUAUCUCAGCAAGUGUCUCAAGAACGAGGUGAAAGUGACCAUCCUGCGGCUGCCUGGAUGCCCUCCGCUGCACUCACCAAACUGUGUGUGCACUGACUGACCGCACACUGACCGUCAGAGAUGAGACGUCCACCAUAUGCUGGUUUUUACCAUGUAUAGACCACUUUAGACAACUGACAGUAUUUCCCCAGGGCUGUGGGCAGUUCCUACUGAUCAGUCACUCUGCAAGUUUACUCCAUUUAAAUGACUAGAGGAGCUUAAAGUGAAGGUAGAGGAAACAAUUAUUCAAUGACUUAGGUCACAAUGUAUGUGAUUAUUGUAUGUAAAAACAUGUAAAAACACCAAAUGCAUUUUUGUUUCCAAGCAAUCUUUGUAUAAACAAUGAUUUGCAGUUUUAACAGAGCGUGAUAUAUGACGUGAUUACGACACUGUGUAUUGUAUCUACUGUAGAUAAGACGUUUGUUCUCUGAAGCUGUCUCUAAAAGGAAACAAAAGGCAGAGGUUCUACUGAAACGUAUUUCCUCAUACCGCCUGUAUGAUGCUAAAAAGAAAGGACUCUAACCACCUGCAUGAGACGGUGCAAUAUGCACACGGUUAUUGUAAAUAGACUUAUGUAGGAAUGCUAUUUUUAAAACUUCAAAAUGACAGGAAGCGACAGCAUUUAUCUAGGUGAUCUGAAGAAUGAUGAUGAUGAUGACUCUAUUUUCCUGUGACUAAUGUGAUCGACAGUUUUUGAAUUGCACCAUCAGUGUAGGUCCACUAAAAGCGCUUGUUUUUGCCACUGACAGGCUCAGAUUAUCACUGUAAGGCUGCGUUCUGAAUCACAUACUUUGUACUCUCAUUAUGUCCUGAAAUUGCCUUUAAAAAGUACUGUUGCAUGCAGUAUCCACACAAUCAGGACACACUUCUUUCUCACAACAUAACGCCCUUAAUUUUGUCCCUUUCUCAUAUAUCCGUUACCUUGGAGAUAAAACAAAAUGCCGUUCACUGAGUACCGAGACCUCUCCUGUUGUUGGUUUGCAGUGCACGAAGUUUUAAUUUUCAAGUACUAACUAAAUUGUAGAUUCUAGCAUAUUCACUGACUAUAGAUUUUUCUGUCAGUCUUAUUUUCAUAGUCCUUUUGUUGUUGGUAAUCUUUAUGAUUAUAAUGUUCACUUAAACAAUCAAUAGUCCUCUUAUUACUGUUUGACUGGUCACCAGUCUAUCGAAUGCGCUGUCAUCCGUCCUUGCAGCUGUCAACAAGCUGUCAAUCUCUGUUUGCAGCUUUGUCAAUGUGACGUUUGUUCUGUUAUGCAGAGGAUUGUGGGUCAGAAUAUCCAAGAAAGCACUGCAUACUGCAUUUAGUGUCGUGGUUAGAGCACUCGUCUUCAUGCGGAAAGUCCAGGAUUUGAAUCCUGCCGUGGUUGACGUCAGCAAAGGCAUACAGUCGCAAGAGGUUCCCACUGCCGAAUCAAACGGGAUCAGAUUCCUUAAGGAGGCUUCAGGAUAAGAAGUAACUCCAAAAUCUGAGCCAAGUCCUCAACGAGGGUGCAUCUCAAGCCCGUUGUGGACGGGAGGUUCCAGACGUGAAAGCAGAUACAUUCAUCUGACAUACUUAAUCUAAUCCUGGAGAUUAACCUUUUUCUUAAAGAGUAAGAUCCUCUUUGUUUAGCCUGAAACAGCCCCAAAAUCGCAUUCACCAAACCCACCGGACUCCAUUGAAAAAAAACAGUAUUUUUAUCAGCGUAAAACACACAUCAUUAAAAGUCUACAAGACACGAAGCAGUCUUGGUUUCUUUUUCCACUUUUCCAACAAUCACCAACUCUAGUCUGGUUGAAAUAAACUCUUAAUUCAUCCAGUUAGAUUUAAAAAAUAUACUGUCUCUAUACACGUUAAAAUUACUGUUUAUUUAAAUGGAGUCUGGUGAGUUUGGCGAUGGUGAUUUCAGGGCUGUUUCUGGUUACACAAAAGAAUCUUACCCUUUAACAAAAAGGUCCAUGUCAGACACAAGGAAACUUACCCUUUAAAUCAUAUUUUGGGAAGAUGUUGCCACAGGUAUCUAAACCCAAAUUGUGUUGUGAUGACUGUAACUUGAGCAGGAACUGAGAUGCAUCACCAGCGUGAAUGUCAUCACUCAGCAAUGCUGAUUCAUUUCCAGUUUGCUCAGUACGUGGCACCUGUGAUGAAAUGUCUUUGUAAGCCAUGCCCAUCCUAUGACGCCUACUUGAGAGCACAAAUAGAAGGGCACAUUGUAUGUUAAGGUGCUUUUGUUAGAUACAAAAAAGGUAUAUGCCAAAUUUUCCUUUCCUUAUUUAUCUUGGGAAUGUUUUGACAGCGAUUAGAAAUGUAUGAAUAACAAAAAGAUUUCAGAAGAGACCGGUAUUUCAUGUCAUCCACACCUCAGGGAGAGUCUUGUGAAUUAAUAUGCAGACAGAAUGGUGUUGCACCUCGGGCUGUGUUUCACCCAUUUCUUUCCAAUCUGAAGCAGAAACGUGACUCAGCCGGCCGAGGACAAUGUCCCGGAAUGUAGUUUUAAUAUUGGGAAGAUGGUUUUUAAUCCCUUUUUAAAUUACGUCUGGUGACCAAAGCCACUCCCGGACAAAGACAACAUCAAAUGGAAAUUAUCUCCGAGGCCCGUUCACUUGAAGUGCUACAAACCAUUCUGAGUUUUAUAUUAAAAAACGCUAAAUUACGUCCACAGAGGGGAAGGACAAAGCUAAACUCUCCACAUUAAAAAAAACACUUUCUGACUCCAAUAUUCAGACGAGCUUUCCCACGACUUCUUAUCAGCCUCACUGAGAUUAAUGUUUCAAGUUUUAAUGGAGCUAUUAAACAGAUAUGAGCUGGUACGAUGAAAUUAUUCAGAACAUUUACUCCAUUAUUCAACUGUGAUGCCAAAAGCUGUGCUGUAUUAUAAAUACGCUCUGUUACAAAUAAAUGUAUUCUCUGCCAGGGUGCAGCACAUGCAAGUUGUACUGGGACAUUGAAUCUGUGUUAUAUUUGUAAAAUGAUCAUGAAUAAAUUUUAUCAGAUUAUUAACUCA
Messenger RNA from Epinephelus fuscoguttatus (brown-marbled grouper), 4479 nucleotides. RefSeq names its product pleckstrin homology domain-containing family S member 1-like. Bases 222 to 1556 code for a protein of 444 amino acids. The record is from RefSeq and is a predicted model, not a curated record. The transcript has 16 exons. NCBI's taxonomy places the organism in Eukaryota, Metazoa, Chordata, Actinopteri, Perciformes, Serranidae.